AUGGCGCCGCGCCAACGCAUCCCAAAUACCAAGUUGGCCAUGCUUAUCCCCAACAAAAAUGAGAUCUUUCGUUUUCUCCGGGUGCUUCCCAGCGCCGUAGCCUCGUGGGUAACUGCUUUCUCGAGAAAAGUCACGACACACUGGGCAAAUGCACGAGCAAUGCCUCUCCACCUGAAAUGGUCAGACCUGCUUCUGCCUCACGCUGAGGUUUUUGACCCUCGUGUCGGAAAACGCCUUUCUGACUCGCUCCUUGCGCUCUUCAGGACCCGCAUCAAGAAAAUUGAAAUUAUUUGUCGAAUCCGUGCAUUUCCACACACUCGGAGCUCCGCUGCAGCAAUCUUGGCAAGGGUGGAUGGCGCCUUAUCCUUGACUAUUCUUCUUCAAGCCAGCGACAUUGGUAUUGGCAGAUACUCCGACCUUGAAGGGCGCUCCAAUGGGCCUGUCUUCGUGAUCCAUGAGGAGGCACCAGAGUUUCAUGGCGGUGGUUGGGCCACUCUGUAG
Molecule: messenger RNA, 501 nt
Organism: Cantharellus anzutake
Lineage: Eukaryota; Fungi; Basidiomycota; Agaricomycetes; Cantharellales; Hydnaceae
Exons: 2
Coding region: 1-501 (166 amino acids)
Source: RefSeq, a predicted model, not a curated record